Molecule: messenger RNA, 1560 nt
Organism: Sycon ciliatum
Lineage: Eukaryota; Metazoa; Porifera; Calcarea; Leucosolenida; Sycettidae
Product: retinoid-inducible serine carboxypeptidase-like
Exons: 12
Coding region: 16-1230 (404 amino acids)
Biological process (GO): proteolysis
Molecular function (GO): serine-type carboxypeptidase activity
Source: RefSeq, a predicted model, not a curated record
GGCAGGUGUUGUUCGAUGCAGCCUCUGAUUCUGAUAACGCUUUACUUUCCCUUCUUUUCACUCGGCUGUGUACUUUGUACUGUGCAGGGUGGACCUGGUGGCUCUUCAACCGGCUUUGGUAACUUCCUGGAGCUUGGUCCCCUGGAUGCUGACUUGCAACCACGUACAACAUCUUGGACAUCCCGUGCCAACGUUUUGUUUGUUGAUAAUCCUGUGGGAACAGGUUUCAGCUAUGUCGAUCACCUGUCAUUGCUGACUAAGACUGACUUGGAGAUCGCUACUGAUCUAGUCACUCUCACUGAGCAUUUCUUCAAGGCCAACCCGGACUUUGCGAAAACUCCCUUCUACGUCUUCUGCGAGUCGUACGGUGGCAAGAUGACGUCAGUGUUUGGACAGGAGCUGCAGAAGGCUAUUCUGGCUGGUCGUCUAGACAUUAACUUUCACGGUGUUGCUCUUGGCGAUGGCUGGGUAUCUCCCAUCGAUUCCAUGGCUGCCUGGGUUCCCUAUCUCUACACAUUGUCCCUGAUCAACCCCGCUGGUGUGGAGAAGCUCAAUGCUAUUGUCAACCGGACACGUGUUGCCAUGGCAAAGGAUGAGUGGACCAUGGCCACGUCACUCUGGUCAGAGAUGGAAAAUGUUGUGGGACAGCUUGCUGCUGAUGUGGACUGGUACAAUGUACUCAAACAUACCGCUUUCGUCACCACCGACUUGAGCUCCCUUGCCCGUCAACAGCUACUCAAGGUUCCAAAGGAGCUGCAUGUAUUGUACAAGAGACAUGUUGCCAAUAUGCAGGCUGAGUCACUGAAUCAACUUAUGAACGGUGAAGUCAAGCGUCAUCUAGGUCUCAAUGUCACUUGGGGAGCACAAUCUGGUGAUGUGUUCACUGCUCUACGUGGUGCAUUCAUGAAGAACUCCAUUGCAUCCGUUGAUUACUUGCUGGCUCAGAAGGUGCCUGUCACCAUCUAUCAAGGACAGCUUGAUCUGAUUGUUCCCACAAUUGGUACUGAGACGUACAUGAAGAAGCUGACCUGGCCGGGCAUGGCUGAGUUCAACAAAGCUGUCAACAAGCCCAUUCUGAUCGAGGCUGAGUUUGGUCUCUUCCAUCAGCAAUAUGAGCAUUUCAACUUCUUUGCCGUUCUCAAGGCUGGACACAUGGUGCCUGCUGAUCAAGGUGAAUUUGCACGGACUAUGCUGACAAUGGUUCUUGGCAUGUCUAAUUCGUCAAAGUAACCAUCAAGCACACCCGGUAUCUUAUUCAUUUCCAAUUGAAAUUUCUGAUUGAAAUUCAUGUACUAAACUACUGAAUCUACGUUCCUCUUCUGCAAGAAUUCUCUUAGUAGAGUGCUCCCAAUUCUCUUCUUUUGGACGUUGCUAAUUGCUGCAGUCUUUUUGCAAUGGUGUGAUCUCUCCUCCUCUUGCCCCUUCCCGCUUUCUCUCUCUCUCUUCUUUCCAUCGAUCCAUCAGUUUCUUUUAGGCCUUUUCAACUACUGAAAGUGUUGUCACCACUUUCUCUUGAUGUAAUCAUAUUAUGUUCUGCUGUGAUUUGUGUUCGUUUGUGCA